UCCUGUGUCGUGGUAGCGAAUGAAUCGUCAGGCUCUGAGUAUGUGCACCAGGCAGUCCAAGAAUUGGUAAGAUGGCGGCUGCGGCAGUGGUUGAAUUUCAGAGAGCACAGUCUCUGAUCAGCACGGAUCGAGACGCUUCCAUUGAUAUUUUACAUGCGAUUGUCAAGCGAGAUGUCCAAGAGACCGACGAGGAGGCUGUGCGCGUCAAGGAACAGAGUAUCCUUGAACUGGGGGGUCUGCUGGCCAAAACGGGACAGGCAGCAGAGCUCGGUGGCCUCCUGAAGUAUGUAAGACCCUUUCUGAACUCCAUCAGUAAAGCCAAGGCAGCGAGGUUGGUGCGCUCCUUGCUAGACCUCUUCCUGGACAUGGAGGCAGCCACAGGGCAGGAAGUGGAGUUGUGCCUGGAGUGCAUAGAGUGGGCCAAAUCUGAGAAGAGGACGUUCCUGCGUCAAGCGCUAGAGGCACGCUUGGUCUCACUGUAUUUCGACACCAGGAGGUACCAGGAAGCCCUGUUGCUAGGCUCACAGCUGUUGCAGGAGCUGAAAAAGAUGGAUGACAAAGCGCUGCUGGUGGAAGUGCAGCUCCUGGAGAGCAAGACGUACCAUGCGCUCAGCAAUCUGCCUAAGGCCCGUGCCGCCCUCACGUCCGCCAGAACCACAGCCAACGCCAUCUACUGCCCGCCCAAGCUGCAAGCAGCCCUUGACAUGCAGUCGGGCAUCAUCCACGCGGCAGAGGAGAAGGACUGGAAGACAGCGUACUCGUACUUCUACGAGGCCUUCGAAGGCUACGAUUCCAUCGACAGUCCACGGGCCGUCAAGGCCCUCAAGUACAUGCUGCUGUGCAAGAUCAUGCUCAAUGCGCCUGAGGACGUCCAGGCAUUGAUAAGCGGCAAACUUGCCCUGCGUUAUGCCGGCAGACAGACAGACGCGCUAAAGUGUGUGGCCCAGGCUAGUAAGAACCGGUCACUCGCUGAUUUUGAAAAGGCACUAACGGAAUACAGAGCUGAGCUGAGGGAUGACCCCAUCAUCAGCAACCACCUGACCAAACUCUACGACAACCUGCUGGAGCAGAACCUCAUCAGAGUCAUUGAACCCUUCUCCAGAGUCCAGAUUGGGAACAUUUCCAGUCUUAUUAAACUGUCUAAGGGUGACGUUGAGAGGAAACUAUCUCAGAUGAUCCUAGACAAGAAAUUCCAUGGCAUCUUGGACCAGGGAGAAGGCGUCUUGAUCGUCUUUGACGAGCCCCCCGUUGACAAAACAUAUGAGGCAGCUCUGGAGACCAUUCAGAACAUGAGCAAAGUAGUGGACUCGCUCUACAACAAAGCCAAGAAGUUAACAUAGGAGAGCACUGGCGUCGUCACUGGGCCUCCAUGUGGCCAGUUCCCCAAAAGACUCCAGGGAGAGGGGGCGAGAUGGGGAGAAGCAGAAGUCUACACCCAGGACAAAACAAAUGACAAAAAAAGACAUGAGAAGAAAAAGGAAAACCAACCCUACCCACCCCCCCACCCCCCCCUUGCAAAAAAAAAAAAAAAGACAAAAUGUAUAACAAACUGACAGGGUUCUUCUGGCCCUUCCAGCUUUCACCUGGAAAGUUUUUGAAACGUGGUCAGUGUCCCUAGCUAUCUCCUUAAUGGACUACUGUCAACUUUACCCCAAACCCCGACCACCUACCCCUCAACACUUAGGUUUUUGAUUCUGGGUUUGUGUUUGUUUUCUGUUUUUUCUUCUUGUCCUCUGUCACACACCCUUCAAGAGGGUUAUCAGGGAAUCCUUCUGAUAAUACAGCAGUUACACAACAAAAGAGUCAUAUAUACACACGCGCACACACACAAAAAGAGUUCUAUACGAAAUGUACAUAUACAGAUCUGUCCUGGAGCUCUGCAGGCAGGCCAACCCCUGGACUGAAGGUUCAGCUGUGUUGCCAACACCCGCGCCCCUCUCCCAGAACGUGGCACUGGACGUCAGACCCCCCCGACCCUCCCUCCUCUUCUGGGCACGUCCAUGAGCUACACCAGAGGAACGGUUUCAAGGGCCCCCACCCUGUACCCCUACACCCCAACCUCCUUGAGACCCCAUGCCCUGCUCCCACCCCACUACACCCGGAUUUGGCUCCACUGCGAGUGUUGAUGGGGUGUAAGGACUGUUUGUAUCCGGGCGAGGGUUGGGCCGAUGUAUCGAGGGAGGAUUCCAUCACAAGGUGGGGCAUGAGGCAACUGCAUCCUGCCGCCCUAAUUCUCCUCCCACCUUUGCGCCCCCACCCCAGCCCUUCCCAACCUUUCCAGCUCCCUGUUUGUACAUAACGUUGCCAAGAGCCUCAUUCCAUGGCUUGAAUGGCCGUCACCCUUUUUUUAUAACGCUAAAAACAUAAUAAAGUCACAAUGGGAGAACUUG
Messenger RNA from Alosa sapidissima (American shad), 2390 nucleotides. Its product is annotated as 26S proteasome non-ATPase regulatory subunit 11A. Bases 72 to 1340 code for a protein of 422 amino acids. Gene Ontology annotation, cellular component: proteasome regulatory particle, lid subcomplex. The transcript is spliced from 13 exons. The record is from RefSeq and is a predicted model, not a curated record. Gene Ontology annotation, molecular function: structural molecule activity; protein binding. Gene Ontology annotation, biological process: ubiquitin-dependent protein catabolic process. NCBI's taxonomy places the organism in Eukaryota, Metazoa, Chordata, Actinopteri, Clupeiformes, Clupeidae.